AUGGACGGACCGGAAGUCAACCGGAGCCUGUGCCGGACGGAUGACGUGUUGAACGGCACCGGCCUCUACGGCGACCUGUACACCAACUGCUCGGCCAGUGACGUCAACUUGACGGACGCCGUCUGCAAGGAUUACCUGAGGGACAGCGCCAACCUUAUGAUCCUGGACCUCGCCAGGGCCCUAGCAGCCAAGAGCUACUACUCCCGUAGCGUGUCCAACUGGCUAGAAUCGCUGACCCAGCUGGACACCAAGAUCAUCCACUCGUUCUUCACACUCAUGUGCUCCGGCCACCCAGACUUUGACCAGAUUAUCUACGAGUCUCUCCACAAGAAUGAUAUCGAUGACGAGUUUGCCGUCAAACGUAUCCUCUACCUGAUCAUCUUACCUGUCCUCAUCGUCGUGGGCACCUUCGGCAACGUCUUCUCCUUCAUCAUUCUCAGACGGAAACAGAUGCUCAAGGUCUCGUCUUACCUGUACUUAGCCGUGCUGGCCAUCAUCGACACCUGCGUGCUGUACAUCGGUGGCCUGCGGCUGUUCCUGCUUCACCUGCUGCAGGUAGACAUACAGGACCUGGGCGACUGGCAGUGUAAGGUCAUCGUGACCUUCAGCUACGUCGUGGCGGACUUGUCGGUCUGGCUCAUCAUCGCUGUCACGGUAGAGAGGUACAUCGUUGUCUGCUUCCCCUUCCGUGCCAGCUCCAUGUGUAACGUGACGAGGGCCAAGAAGGUUAUCUUCUCUUUGUUCCUCUUGUUCCUGGCAUUCAACUCGCACACUUUCUGGACAGUCAGGCUGGACUCUAAAGGAAUCUGCUCACCCGGGGAAGAAUAUAAAUACAUGUACAAUCAUGUUUGGUCUAUGAUCGACUUUAUUGUUUACAGUAUAUUUCCUUUCAUUAGUAUAACAAUCAUGAAUAUACUUAUUAUAAAAGAGGUGGCCUGGGCCAGGUCGAACCGUGUCCUGUUGUCUGGCACCGAGCACGAGAACUCGUCCAGCCACCUGGGCACCUCGUGCACCGGUCACAGACGGUGCAACAUGGGGGAGGGGCCGCGGCUGACCAUCCUCCUGCUGACCGUGUCCUUCACCUUCCUGGUCUUCACCUUCCCCAACAACAUCUUCAUCUCGUUCUCACACGUCUGGAACCAGGCGGAUAGCACGGUCUAUCGCGCCAAGCUGAACGUGGCCCGGGCUAUAGCCGAACUGCUGAUGUACGCCAACCAUUCCAUCAACUUCUUCCUCUACUGCGCCACAGGCAACAAGUUCCGCCAGCAGAUCCUCGAGCUCUGCCGCUGUCUCAGGCGGCGACACAGGGGCAGCAACCACACCACCUUCACCCACACCCACUCCAUCCGCCGCGCCUCCCAGUCCUACAUGGGAGGGGAGGGGGGCGAGGUGAUGGUCACCCUGAAGUCGGAACGCCGGAGGAGCAGCUGUUUGAGCAGUGAGAUCAACGGCGACAGUCACGAGGGUGAGGCCGAGCACUGCCGGGUCCUGUCCGUCAAGCCCCACCACGUCAACGGGAAAACCAAAGCUGGAGACAGCGACGACAACGGGAAUGACCGAAGUUACGGGAAAUCCCGGAACGCGUAUGGGAUUUCCCGGAAUCAUGAGAAGAAAGAUAAACGGAAACAGAACGGGUCAUCGCGACACGGCUUUGGUCCCGCCCACCAGGUGAAAGAUUACGACACGUUGGAUAAGUCACCCAUCGGGUCAGGUCAGGUCAGGGGUCGGGCCAGCAACGGCGGGGGGUGGAAGGUGUACUACAGCAGCAGCAAGAGGAACCGGCCCGCCCCACAGGAACAGAUGCGCCGGACCUUCGGCUCAGUGGACGACAUCAGCCCCAAGGACAAGGAGUACAUCCUGCUGCAGCCCACUAUCAGGUGGUGUGAGGCGUCGGUGCUGUCGUGA
Physella acuta is the source of this 1905-nucleotide messenger RNA. RefSeq names its product thyrotropin-releasing hormone receptor-like. Gene Ontology annotation, molecular function: G protein-coupled receptor activity. Gene Ontology annotation, biological process: G protein-coupled receptor signaling pathway. NCBI's taxonomy places the organism in Eukaryota, Metazoa, Mollusca, Gastropoda, Physidae. The record is from RefSeq and is a predicted model, not a curated record. Gene Ontology annotation, cellular component: membrane.